AUGAGCUCUGCUCUCCGCAAGGAGCUGUUGGACGCGCUCCGUGCGCGUUUCGCGCCGCUCGUUCGCGAUGCCGAUCUGUCGAACUGCAACGCCGCAUUCUGCGGGGGCACUCGGGUCUACCGUACGGUCCAGCUGUACCGGUUCUUCGACCUGUCUAGAGUGGACGUGUCCAGUGAGGGAGGGGUAAAGAGCCAGCUAGACACUGACUUCGUGGAGAGCAUCAAGCUGCUGGAGGUUACACCGCCGGAGGAGCUGCGCCUGUUCGAGAUAUACCCUCUGCUCCGACGUACUAUGAUACUUAUAGAGGGGUUCCUCGGUCAUGUCAGCGCUAGCAAACGGUUCGAGGGCAGCCUCGCGCAUGGCCGUGGGCUUUCAUUACCGGACCCGUCUCUGUAUCUGGUUCUGGACGAGCUGUACGAUCAGGUGUCCGGAAACAGCAUAAAUCGCGAUCGGCUGUUGGCCGGUCUGGGGACGCUGGUAGCAGCAGGUGGCGGCGGUUUGGACAGCGUGCUGCUGAGCGCGAGCACUUUUGCGAACCUUAUGGUACCCGUGAUUGCCAAUUCGUUUGACAAAUAUGGCGACGACUUGCUGGAAAGCAGCCUGGCGACGUUCACCUUUGGUGCCUUGCAGCGCUUGUCUGCGCUGUUUCUCCUCAUGGUGGUGGUGGAUCAGAGCGCCGGCAGUGCCUCCGCUCGGAGCAGAGGCCGUACCGAGCCCCUUUUGACGUUAUCAGGUGACGAUGCGUCGGACGAUAACAUGUUCCGUUUGCAGUUCUUGUGCAACGAGACGUUGCUCAAGCCGUUGGUGAACAAGGUGGCUGACCACCAUCUUGGUGUCUGCUGGAACGAGGACGUAGUGUCACCCGUGCUGAGCAUGCUGCAAUUCACGUUUGUGGAGUGCGGCAAGGUCGUCGCUAGGAGCGAGGCGCUUGCCGACCUAGUCAUCGCCACCACUAAAGGGUUCCUGAUGAAGGUGCCCGAUGACUGCUCCCCUUCUAGAACCACGUUGGAUUUGAUCUUGGGGUUUGGCCAUCAGCUUCUGGGCAUGUUUUAUCAGGGCGUGGAACUCGUGAACGUUGCUUUGUGGUACCACUUCGAAUCGCGGCUGUCGCAUGUAUUGAAGCUGCAGCAGCAGGCUACUCCGAAAAUCACCGGUUCACCAACUCUGACGCCUGAUGACCGGAAUAUCCACAUUGGUAUUGGCAGUAUUAACAGCUCACCACGUCUUCCGUCGUCGGGUGAAAGCUCACCCUACAGGCCACUUGGCCGCAGCCUGAACACGCUGCUGAGUGAGGGCGAACUGAAGAGCACGUUGCUCGCAUUCCUGGCAUCGCUCGACUACUAUGCACGUCACCAAGACAGCCUCUUUGAUGUGCUGUCUGGUAAUUACACCCGAAAGGCCGACGUCGAGUUGCUGGAUUGCCUGUCCCGUCUGUUCGUGCAUUACACGUGUCUCGUUCAGCUCGGCGACGCCGUGGCGUACAUCACUCAGCGGUCGCCCAAUGCUGAGGUUGGAGAACUCGUGAAGCAGGCCAUAUCCAUGCUCUGGGCCACUUUGUGCUCCCUAGGGAGCAGGGUGUCCUUCAAUGCGCUGCGCGCCUGCUUCUACUACCUGGGCAGCAGCCUCCACUCCCGCAACGUUGCAGCCCAAAUAUGCUGCUUCAACGCCAUAUCGCACAACCAGGCUGAUAUGCGCCAGUGGUUUGAUUUGCCUAAAGAAGCCUACGCGUUUCGAGUGGAAAUGUUGAGGGCGGUUUUGCGCAACGCCUCCAGCGCAUGCUGUACGUGUGUAUCGUACGGCCCCAGCAAGACCCGGCGUUUUGGCAGCCAAUAUUUGAGCAUAUCAUCCACUUUUGUGAGUCGGUGGUUCAUCACGGAGAUCUUGAGCUACGAAGUAUCAGAAAAUCGAGGAUUGGUCGACGCUUUCAUCGAGUGGUGCAACAGCUCCCGGCCUGAGGAAUACAUGCUGUGCCGUUUCCUUUGCCGUGUACUAGCGAGGCUAUGUGCGGAAGAUAAUGCAGUUAUUGAUGGCGGCCGCUAUAUUUUGGACGUUUUAUUGGGGAUAUGCAUGCAUCAAGACCAUGCGUCCAGAGGUCUAAAGAGUGUGAUGCAUCCCCUGUCCAAUGGCCGUAUUAACGCCUUUAGGUGUCUCGGCAUGCUGCUCAGCACUGGCGUGUUCACCGAUUGGAUUUUGCGCCACGUGCUCUUGCCCUACACAUGUGCAUUCACGAAACAGGUGGGACAGUACGUGUCAAAGUGCCUAGGUGCGUCGGUCGCUGCGAACCAGCUGUCGUUUGACUGCUACUUUGCUACCCAGGGCUCGGUUUGCAAAUGUUUGGACGCGCCAAUAGUCUCCCAUUCCGCGGGGCUAGUGCAGUAUCUGGAAUUGGUUUCGUCAUUGCCGUUGGACAAACAUGAUCCCAAUGGCAAGGACGAAACUUCACGCGUCGUGUCCCACGUAUUAGGUGUGCUAUGCGGUCUGCUGCGCAACCUGGCGACCUUGUUGAACACGCACAGAGAGAGCGCCGAUAUCGACUCGCGUUUUGCUCUGUUCAUCCUCUGUGUGCGUCUGGCUGGUGUGCUUGUGCGCGCUGGGCAGUUUGGCCGAAAGGACACGGAGGCGAUAGUGCUUCUGAAGCUCUACGCCUUGCUCGGCAAUCCGCGCAUCUGCGUGGUGGAAGAAGUCGAUUUGUACCUCUCCCUUAUUAUGGAGGCACUUUGCGCCUUCCACGCCAUCUUCGAUCACGUCCCCGUGAAGGACCAGCUGCUUCAGCUGCACCGUGGCUUUUUGGUGCUGCUGUUGUCUAAGAUAGACACCCAUCCCAAAUUCUUCUUACGUCACGAACUAUACAUUGGCGUGCCUCGGCCGAUGUUCGACCAAUUUUGUAACGCCUUCGCCGACAUCUUGCGCAAGGCGUCCUCGAUGGGCCACUAUUUGGGCUCGCUUUACAGUUUUCGGAUCUGGAGCGUGCUCAGGCGUUACGGCGUCGACUGCAGCGAUGUGAAGAAGGAGUACGCGGAGCAAGCUCUGAAUGAGCAGGACGUCCCUGCAGAAGCGCGCAUCACCUUCAAUACGGCUUUUAUGGUUUCGUGCAGACUCCCCGCUAUCGCCAGCGCUACAGUGCCGAGCAGUGUUCGCGCCUUGGUUGAGCAGGGGAGUGCUGUUGGGUUGUACAGUAAAUCGUAG
Molecule: messenger RNA, 3186 nt
Organism: Babesia ovata
Lineage: Eukaryota; Apicomplexa; Aconoidasida; Piroplasmida; Babesiidae
Product: Crp Fnr family transcription regulator, putative
Exons: 4
Coding region: 1-3186 (1061 amino acids)
Source: RefSeq, a predicted model, not a curated record